AGCAAGGACAGGACUCGAAGGAAAAUGUUUCUCCAUUUUGGAAUACUACUUCUUCUGUCCCAAGGACUCCUUGGCGAAGUGGACGUUUCGGAAGCUAUUGAUGGAGACAGCCGAAUAAUCGGUGGCCAAGAUGCCACUCCAGGCACGGCUAACUACCAAGUUUCAAUACGUAGUCAUAUAGGAAACAAAGAUUGGCACAGUUGCGGAGGGUCUAUAUUAAACGAAGAGUACGUGUUAACAGCAGCUCAUUGCAUUUAUCAGGAAAACAUGAAAGAAAUGUCAAUAAUCGUUGGCACUCACAUGAUCAAUAAAGGCGGCGACCGAUACAAGAUUAAGAAAUUGAUCCCUCAUGAGAAGUAUUCAAGGCAGACUCUAAAGAAUGACAUAGGCAUCGUACAGAUACAAGGCAAAUUCAAAUACAGCGAUAAGGUUCAACCCAUUGAGUUGUUAAAUGAAAUGGUACCCAUUGGAAAGAAAUGUCUCUUGACUGGCUGGGGAUUAAUAAACUAUACAAAGCAAACUUCACCAAACAAUCUUCAAAUGUUGGAGUACGAAACAAUAAGCAAUGACGCCUGCUCUAAACGAAUAAAAAGCUCACUUUACGCGGGACAACUCUGCGCUAAGCGCCCGAACCAUAAAGGUGCAUGCUCUGGUGAUUCUGGAGGUCCUCUCGUUAUUCAGGACGAUAAGAACAAAACUGUUCAAAUAGGAGUCGCGUCCGGGGUAGUAAAUCCCUGCGCCAGCAACUAUCCUGAUCUUUUUGAUUCAGUCCACAGUUUCUACGAUUGGAUACAGAGCAAUAUUAAAUAAAUUACUUUUUAAAAUUCAA
This is a messenger RNA of Pieris napi, 829 nucleotides long. RefSeq names its product chymotrypsin-2-like. NCBI's taxonomy places the organism in Eukaryota, Metazoa, Arthropoda, Insecta, Lepidoptera, Pieridae. The transcript is spliced from 5 exons. Bases 25 to 810 code for a protein of 261 amino acids. Gene Ontology annotation, molecular function: serine-type endopeptidase activity. Gene Ontology annotation, biological process: proteolysis. The record is from RefSeq and is a predicted model, not a curated record.